AUUCCUAAAUAAGUUACAUGGGAUCACGCUGCAAGCGCGUUAAUAUAUGGAUGCGCACGAAGAUGGAGUGCGGGAAAGGUGGAAGUGGCUGAGGAAUAUCCAACGAAUGCGCCCAACAGGUGGCGCUUUACGAGUAAAGACCACCUCAACAUCCUGAAAUUUACAGAGGAGGAAGAACAGGGAGCAAUCUUUGCAGGAGGUCAAGCUAGCUAGCUAGCUGGUUGUUUUUGGAGAAGCUAAUUCAGAAAAUGGGCCGUCGCAAAUCAAAGCGGAAGCCCCCUCCGAAGAAGAAAAUGACCGGCAACUUGGACACCCAGUUUACCUGUCCGUUUUGUAACCACGAGAAAUCUUGCGAUGUGAAGAUGGAAAGGAGCCGGAAUACGGGCAUAAUCUCUUGCACGGUUUGCUUGGAGGAGUUCCAGACUCCGAUAACAUACCUUUCAGAACCAGUGGAUGUCUAUAGUGAUUGGAUAGAUGCCUGUGAAGCAGCCAAUCAGUAACUGCUUGUGGCAUCAGUGGGUAUGGGCAGAGGAGCAAUGGUCAAGAAUGCACAGGUCACAGUCAUUCAACCAGUAUCACUGAAAGUAUGCAUACAUGUAACAGCAUGACUAGGUGGGUAGGACUGACAGGCAGGAAAGAUCCCUCGAUAGACAUCCCCGCACAGUUAAAAUAAAGUAGCUGUUAUAAAGGGAUUAUCAUAGCACGUGCAGUUUUUAAUUUCUUUCCUUAAACAUAUGGUGCGCUCUGCUGUUUCUUUCCAAAUCUAGGUCUUGGAGCUACUUAAGGCGGGUGCAUGUGUGCUCAUAUGUCAAAGUCAGGAUAUUCUUACUAAAAUGGAGCCCCUGACUUCUGGGUGUGUCCUUCCUGCUUCCUCAUUUGGCGUUUUUGGUUGUGAUGAGUCUCAAUGUUUACUUAACAGACCUAAAUUAUCCUGAUCCACUUACUGAAGUCUUAAAAGUAACAGUUCAAUCGUUUAUGAUUGUGAAACCAGCCUCUUGUAUUAAACUAGUUGUGGGGUGGGGGGUAACUUGUAGGGUGUAAUUAUUUUUGUUUUAUUCCAUGAAACUGAACAUCAGUAGUUUUUGAAAUACUUUUUUUUUUAUGUUCCAAUAAACCUGAUUUUGCUGAUUUAAA
Paramormyrops kingsleyae is the source of this 1134-nucleotide messenger RNA. It is a transcript of the gene elof1, whose product is annotated as elongation factor 1. The record is from RefSeq and is a predicted model, not a curated record. Gene Ontology annotation, molecular function: RNA polymerase II complex binding. Gene Ontology annotation, cellular component: transcription elongation factor complex. NCBI's taxonomy places the organism in Eukaryota, Metazoa, Chordata, Actinopteri, Osteoglossiformes, Mormyridae. Gene Ontology annotation, biological process: transcription elongation by RNA polymerase II.